Malaya genurostris is the source of this 10828-nucleotide messenger RNA. RefSeq names its product ras-related protein Rab-40C (gene Rab40). Gene Ontology annotation, molecular function: GTP binding; GTPase activity. Lineage: Eukaryota; Metazoa; Arthropoda; Insecta; Diptera; Culicidae. Gene Ontology annotation, cellular component: plasma membrane; endosome; synaptic vesicle. Gene Ontology annotation, biological process: protein localization to plasma membrane; intracellular signal transduction. The coding region runs from base 620 to 1444 and encodes 274 amino acids. The transcript has 4 exons. The record is from RefSeq and is a predicted model, not a curated record.
AGCGAAGAACGCAAUACGAGAACGAACGGAUCUUGCAGCAGGAGGAAAAAACAUUCAACAAUCAAUCUUCGAAAGUUUUGAGCCAUAGUGACGGAAACAAAAGUUCAAUCAAAGUUGUUUUAUGUAUUCUAUCUCUGAACGUGUGUUUUAACUUAUCACAAAUCAUACAAACAGUUUUUUUUAUUACAAAAACUAAUAGUUCGAAGUUGUCAGUCGAGUGGUAAAAGUGAAAGCAAUCAUUUUGUGGUGUCUGCAGGUGCCCCUGCGAAGCCAGAAAAUUUUGUCUAGUGACUGACAGCGGAAGGAUAUUUGCCGAAAUUUCGGCGGCUUCUCUAGCUUGUUAGGAUCUGAAACUAUUUCGCAAACUAUCGUCUCGUCGAACACUGAUCUAUUCACCACACGCACAUAGUAAGGAAGAACAGGAAAACGGGUUUUUGGUUUCGCUACAGUAAAAUUCGAAGGCGGAAUUGUGCUUCGGAGCGUUCUGGACAGUGAAUAAGGGACCCGUUUCUAUGGCUACGGGAGGCCGACUGGAGGCCUUAUCAAAGCUUCUGUGCAACAGAACGGCAAGCAAGUGAACGCGGAACACGGUAGGACACCAGAACUGUCAAUUGGUGCGAUGGCAAAAGAAUACGACUAUCUGCUGAAGGUGCUGCUCGUUGGCGACAGUGACGUUGGGAAGCAUGAGAUUCUUUCCGGACUGGACGAUGGCUCGUCGGAGAGCCCAUUCUGCAGUGGAAGUACCGCUUAUAAAACCACUACAAUUUUACUAGACGGAAAGCGAGUGAAGUUGCAAGUCUGGGACACAUCUGGUCAAGGUCGAUUCUGUACCAUUAUCCGGUCCUAUUCGCGGGGAGCUCAGGGUAUCGUUCUGGUGUACGACAUAACCAACAAAUGGAGCUUCGAUGGAUUGAGUCGUUGGUUGAAGGAGGUCGAAGAACACGCUCCGGGCGUCCCGAAAGUGCUGGUUGGAAAUAGAUUGCAUUUGGCCUUUAAACGACAAGUAGCAGCCAAACAAGCGGAAUUGUACGCCUCCCGUAACAAGAUGGCGUGUUUUGAGAUUUCCCCGCUCUGCGAUUUCAACAUACGAGAAUCGUUUUCCGAACUAGCUCGAAUGGCUCUCCAUCGGAAUGGUAUGGAGCGGAUCUGGCGCUCGAACAAGGUUCUGUCACUUCAGGAGCUUUGCUGUCGAACAAUCGUUCGCCGGACCAGCGUGUAUGCCAUCGAUACACUUCCGUUGCCCCCGUCGGUAAAGUCCUACCUGAAAUCGUACGCUCUGACGUCGUCCCAGUGUCUCAGCACGGUUCUGCAUCACAACACGGCACCGGCGUCCAACGCAAAGAACCUCAAAUGUAAAACACCCGCCGGUCACCUGAAGCUGCACCGGAGUAGCGCCAUCAGCAGUGUGGGUGGCAGCAUGCGAAAUAGCUGCGUAAUAUCAUGAUUAGGGUCGAUCGUUGCGUCGUUCAGGCGGAUUUUUAUUCCACGCCGGCGACGGUCCCGUAAUAGCAACAACAACAACAACAACAGCAGUAACAGCAGCAGACGAAGCAGUCGAAGCACCGCUGCCAUUAUCGGGACUGCUGCCGGUGUCGGAGGAGGAGUAGGAGGAGGUGCAACCUUCCUUAGUGGCCGUGGUGGUAAGAGUGGUUGCUGUUUUUAAGUUUUUUUUUCUUUGAAUGUUAUUUUUUGGGUUUCUCUUGUUUCAUGAUCUGUAUGGAAAGUGUUAUGACAUUGAUAUCGUGCUAGGAAUAUUUCUCGAUUUUUGUUUAUUAUUAUUAUUUUUUUAUUUGGAGUUCGAUUAUAGUCAGGAAUAUUUUGAGGGUGCCAAUUGGGUUCCAACCGCAAUUGAUAGAAUUCGUUUUCAUCAAGUAAUUCGCUUUUGAAAUAUCAUAUUUUUCUCUUUGAAUAGUUUAUCUUGUAUCAACUGAGUACAAUUAUUUCAGUGGAAGUUAUUUUUCGGAUGAUUUUCGAGUUAAUCUUAUCACCGUCAGAAUGUAACAAAAGUUCGAUCUGUUUAUUCAAAAUCUCGAUUUCCUUAUGUAACCUGCAAAACAUGGUUUUCUAUUAAAAAUGCAUUAGCGUUGACGCCAAGCUCCAUGGAACGAUCCCUCAGUAAGUUCCGGGGGCUGGUUUCUGGUUGCCGAAUCAAAGACUCAAAUGCAUCAUACUACUCACUUUUGCAGAUUCUAAAAUCCAUCGUCUGUAUUUGAAGCCGAAGCUAAAAAUUCCUUGCCAGAUCAUAAGUUUCUCGGUGAUUUUAUUCUAGACUUUUAUUAGGCAACAAUUUUGCAAUCUUGUGUUUCAAUGAUGCAAAUCAAUGCAUAAUCGAAGGUAGGAGUGGAAAAAAAUGCAGCGAAAACCUGUUUCAAAUACGGGUACUCAAGGUUUCAAGUUUGGCCUGUCGUUGCUUCAUUGAAGAAUUAUACAGCCGCUUUUUUCAAAAUUCAACCAACUACCACUAACAUGAUUUUCAGGCGGAUCCUAAAGCAUACGCAUAGAUUAGUGGCCUGUAAUCGUUAAAAAGGCUAAUUUUCCUGCUUUGGAAUCAUUUGAGUGCUCUCCCGAAUGUUCAGUACUUUCUUCGAAACAGGAAAGGCGGAUGAGUAAUAUCAGAGACAUAACCGAGUGAUGUGAAUUCGUGCAAAGGGUCGUUCUUCGAUGUUUAACGAUGUAGAGGGCCUUUUUCUAAAAUGCAAAUGAGCAGUUGGACUUACCAUAUUACUGGUCCGAAACUAAGCCGAGAUCCAGGCCUAGGACUAAAAUCUGGAACCUGGACAAGAUACCAUAUUACCAAAGGGAUCUGAUUUCUGAACCUGCAUUUUAGACCCUGAAUUCAGAAAGGGAUUCUGAACCUGAAUUUUGGAUCUGAAUCUGUACUAGGAUUCUAGACCUGGAUUCUGGAAUUGAGCCAGAAUUCUAUAAACCAGCAUACUGGACCUCUGUACUAAAUCUGAAUUCUCGUUUCUAGACCAGGAUUCUGGAUCUUUCAACUAAAGUUCUUCUGACUGCUUGUCCAACUGUUCAGGAGUUCCGCAGGGCAGCACACUGGGUCCAUUACUCUUCUCACUAUUCAUCAACUGUUUUUCGCAGAUGAUGUCAAAAUUUAUCACGUCGUUCGUAACCAAGCUGAUUGCCGAGAACUGCAGAACCUCCUGUACAUCUUCAACGACUGGUGCGAACGUAAUAUGAUGGUCUUGUGUGUCGCCAAAUGUUCUGGAAUCAGCUUUCGAGGGACCAGGACUGCAGUUCCAUUUGAUUAUAAUAUUGCUGGGACCCCGCUUCAACGUGUCGACCACGUCAAGGACCUUGGUAACGUGUUGGAUGAAAGGCUUACAUACGUUCGGCACUUCUUAACUACGAUCGACAAAGCGAAUCGUCAACUUGGAUUCAUGUUCAAGAUAUCGAGUGAGUUCCGUGAUCCGCUUUGUUUCAAGGCCUUGUAUUGUUCCUUGGUUCGCUCGUUGCUUGAAUUUGCUUCUGUUGUCUGGAGUCCCUAUCAGGAUGUGUGGAUAUGUACUGCGAUACCUGCCAUGGAGUGAUCCACGCAACCUGCCACUGUACGCCGACCGCUGUCGUUUACUGGGUCUCGGUACCCUAACUGAUAGAAGGAAUGCAUCAAAUGCUACCUUCAACCUAUAUGCUCCUGCCCGCUCACUUCGACCGAGGACUCUACUGUUUGAGACUCCGCAGUUCACAAAACAACGCUACAAAUAGCUCUCUAGCUGAUUCAAUUCGCUACUUCAACGAGGUCUCCGAGCACUUCGACUUCAAUCGACUUCUAACAGCUUCCGUCGGCGUCUACUAUCAGUCCGUCCGUAAUUUAUUACUUGACCACUAUAUAUUUAUUCUUGUUUGUUCGUUUUUAGAAUUAGACAGUUCCAUUAAGGCCAUGUUGGUCAGAUGGACGGAAUUUAACAAAAUAAAUAAAUAAAUAAAUUCUAGAUUCUGAACCUGUACUUGAAUUCUAGACCUUAAAUCUAGAUUCUAAAUUCUGGGCCUGAAUUCUGAAUGGGAUUCUGUGCCAGAAUCUUGAUUCUGGAUCUGGAUUCUAGACUAGGAUUUUGGACCUCUAAACUAAACUCUGGUCUAGACUUGAGUCAGGAUUCUGGUUUCAGAUCCUAAAUUCUGAACUUAAACAUGAACAAUGAACCUAGACCCGAAUUCUAGACCUGGAUCUGAACUCGGAGCCUGAAUUCUGAACGGGAUUUUGGACCUCGUUUCUAGACCAGGAUCAUGAAUUUGAAUUCCCUGUACUUGAAUUCUAGACCCGGAUUCUAAAUUCUGGGCCUGAAUUCUGAAUGGCAUUUCUCAUUUGGAUUCUAGACCAGGGUUUUGGACCUCUAAACUAAACCUGAAUUUGGAGUUCCAGAUCUGGUUUCUAGACCUGGACUUAAAGUCUAGACUUGAGUCAGGAUUCUGGUUUCAGAUCCUGAAUUCUGCAUUCAAACAUAAAUAAUGGACCUAGACCCGACCUCUAGGCCUGGAUCCUGAAUCUGAAUUCUGGGCCUGAAUUCUAGACCGGAUUCGGACUCUCAAAUGUACACCAGAAUCAUGAUUCUAAACCUGAAAUCUGGAUCUGAAUCUGUACUAGGGUUCUAGACCUGGAUUCUGGAAUUGAGCCAGAAUUCUGGAUUUGGAUCUGAAUUCUGAACGGGAUUCAGGACCUAAACUCUAGGCCAGGAUUCUGGACCUCUGUACUAAAACUGAAUUCUGGAUUGCACACUGUACUUGAGCUCUAUACCGGGAUUCUGGACCUAAAUUGGAGACCUGGUUUCAGAACCUGAAUUCUGCGCCUAAACAUAAACAAUGAGUCUAGACUCGAAUUCUAGACCGGGACUCUGAACCUGGAUCUGAAUUCAGAGCCGGGAUUAUGGACCUCGUUUCUCGACCAGGAUUCUGGAUCUUUCAACUAAAUUUGAAUUCUAGAUUCAGAACUUGUACAUGAAUUCUAGACCCUAAAUCUAGAUUCUAAAUUCUGGGCCUGAAUUCUGAAUGGGAUUCUGGGCCAGAAUCUUAAUUCUGGAUCUGGAUUCUAGACUAGGAUUUUGGACCUCUAAACUAAACUCUGGUCUAGACUUGAGUCAGGAUUCUGGUUUCAGAUCCUAAAUUUGGUUUCAGAUCCUAAACCUAAACAUGAACAAUGAACCAAGACACGAAUUUCAGAUCUGGAUUCUGAGCCUGGAUCUGAACUCAGAGCCUGAAUUCUGAACGGGAUUUUUGGACCUCGUUUCUAUACCAGCAUCAUGAAUUUGAAUUCGAGAUUUCGGACCUGUACUUGAAUUCUAGACCCGGAUUCAAAUUCUGAUUGGGAUUCUGGACCAGGACCUUGAUUCUGGAUCUGAGUUCUGGAUCUGGAUUCUAGACUAGGAUUUUAGACCCCUAAACUAAACCUGGACUUGAGUUCUGGUCGAGACUUGAGACAGGAUUCUGGUUUCAAAUCCCGAAUUCUGCAUUCAAACAUAAAUAAUGGACCUAGACCCGACUUCUAGGCCUGGAUCCUGAAUCUGAAUUCAGGAAUGUAUGCCAGAAUCAUGGUUCUAGAUCUGGAUCUGAAGACCCUGAAUACAGAAAUGGAUUCUGAACCUGAAUUUUGGAUCUGAAUCUGUACUAGGGUUCUAGACCUGGAUUCUGGAAUUGAGUCAGGAUUCUGGACCUGAAUUCUGGACUUGGAUCUGAAUUCUGAACGGGAUUCAGGACCUAAACUCUAGGCCAGGAUUCUGGACCUCUGUACUAAAACUGAAUUCUGGAUUGGACAAUGUACUUGAGCUCUAUACAGGGAUUCUGGACCUAAAUUGGAGACCUGGGAUGGAAUCAUUUAAGGUGAUUAUCACCAAGUGAUUAUCACUUUUGAAAAUUUGGAAUCAUGUCUAUCAAAUGUUGGCAUUACGUAAGGUGAUAGUCACCACGAUUUAAUCACCUUCAUGGCAAAAUGGAGGUGAUAGUAAUUUAGUUAUUACUUUUAGUAGUGAUUUGAUUUUUUGAAAAGUGGCUUUAUAAAUUAUUGUAUGUUAGGUAAAUUUUAAGCCACUGAUAUAAACAUAACCUACCAAAAUUGGUCGGAGUGAAUGAUUUUUUAAUAAAAUUCGCACUGAUUCUGUGUGUAAAAAUUAAAUACCAAAAUGAAAAGUAACUUAGUUUGUAUUGUUUAAAGAAUUCAUAGAAUGAACGGUAGUAUUUAUCAAUUAAAUCAAUUCAUUUAUGUUGUAAUUAUUACUUGAAGGAAUAUCAUUGGGGUAUUCGUAGAGUCAAAGAUAAAUUGCUUUCUGGAAAAGUGAAAUGUAGACAAAGUUUAUAACAACAUAAAAAAUCUAUGCUAACAUUUUCAGUAGAAUUAGAUGGCCGUGACUUAGUGGGCGACAUAUCAGUCUCGUUCAACUGAACGAGUAAAAAAGAUUAAACUGCGUUCUUAAUUUUCUUCUUGUGAGUUGAACUAAAUAAGGCAAUAUUUUUGGACAAUUAGUUGCUGCUAAUCAUAGUGGAUAUUCGUAGUACCGGUGGGUAAAAUUUCCAAAAUGGAACUAGCAUUUGAAAGCUCUGUGAAAUGCCAUAAUCGUAAAGUGAAUGAAAACUAUACAAGAAAUUAUUUAACGGAUCUUUCUCAUUCGAGAGGAAUGCCAUCCGUUGUGAAACAUCAAGAAAAUCUACCAAUUCGUGUCAUUUCAAAGCUAGCAAAUUUAUCCCAAAUAACCGACUGUGACAUUGAUUUCCAUUGAAAAAUAAAAAUCGGCACUAAAUAAAACCAACAAGUGAAUUUUUUUAUUUGUUUAUGCGCAGUUUGUGGCACAAUUUUUUUAGAGUUUUCUGGAACUUCGCGUUCUUCAGAUUGUAACGAGAGAGAUUAUCCUUGGCUGGGAUGCGUUGUUAGUGUGCUCUGACGUUGAUGUGGCGUUUUUGGGUAGUUUUCAGGUCAUACUUUCAGCAGCGUAGAGAAGAGUGUGAUAGAGCUGUAGACGAGAAAGAAAUAGGGAGAGAACUAAAGUUGAGCAUUGAUAGUUUUCAAGAAGUUGUAGAUGAAAGUCAUAUAAGGAAGAUUCCGAGUUGCCAAGACGUCGCGGAUUGGUACGAAUUGGUGGUAUACCUCGGGCCCGACGGGAACCUAUGAGUUGGGACCUGGCAUCACAAUACUCGACACACCUCCAAACAACAUGCUCGAUGUCAUGAUAACCCUCACCGCAAACACCUUCUAGUGCGCCCACCUUGGCUAACGAGUCCGCCCUCUCAUUGCCCCGUAUGGAACAAUGUGAGGGGACCCAAGCCAAGGUAAUCUGGCAUGAUUUUGCAGAUAAAGCACUCAAUUGUUCCCGUAUUUUCCCCAGGAAAUACGGUGAGUGCUUUCCAGGCUUCGCUGAACGAAGAGCCUCAAUGGAACUGAGACUGUCCGAUACAAUGAAGUAGUGAUCUGUGGGCAGAGUGUCAAUGAUCUCCAGGGUACACUGAAUUGCAGCUAGUUUUGCGACGUAAACUGAAGCUGGAUCACUGAGUUUAUAGGAAGCGGUGAAAUUUACAUUGAAUAUACCGAAGCCAGUGGACCCGUCGAGAUAUGAUCGGUCAGUGUAAAACAUUUUAUUACAGUCGACUUCUUUAAAUUUAUUAUUAAAAAUUUUUGGGAUCUCUUGAGGGCGUACAGGAUCCGGGAUUCCACGAAUUUCUUCUUUCAUGGAUGUGUCGAAAAACACAGUAGAAUUAGAAGUAUCCACAAAAUGAACACGAUUGGGAACAAACGAAGAAGGAUUUAUAUUCUGAGCCAUGUAGUCAAAAUACAAGGACAUAAAACGGGUCUGUGAAUUAAGCUCGACAAGCUUUUCAAAGUUUUUUAUCAUCAUCGGAUUCAAGAUGUCGCAUCGGAUUAGCAGUCGAUAUGAGAGAUCCCGGAAUCUGUUUUCAGCGCCAGCACUUCAAGACUCAGCGUUAAAGACCAUGCUGAUGCAACUUCUCCGAUAGAACUUUAAUGGAAAUUGAAUCGAAUGCCCCCUUGUUGUCGAAGAAAACUGAUGCCAUUUGUUCUUCACGAGCAAAUGCCAUUUGAAUUUCUGUUGAGAGCAACGCUAGACAAUCGUUCGUUCCUUUGCCCCUGCGGAAACCAAAUUGUGUAUCUGAAAGUAAGCCAUUAGUCUCGACCCAAUUGUCUAGACGGAAGAGAAUCAUUUUUAAUGAAAAGGAUUGAAAACUAUAUGAAUAAAAAUUUAGAUUUUGAAAUAUUAUAUGGGUAUACGCCACAUUCAUAUUUUACUCCUGAAAAAUUGACGUUUCUUGACAGGUGAUAAAUGGAGUGAAGUUGGCUCAAUCACCGGUGAUGGUGAUAGUAAAAGUGAUCACCUUCGGUGAUUCCAAACAUUCUGGUGAUCACCUCUUUAUCACCAGGAGGUGAUAGUCACUUAUCACCUUACAUGUUUCCACCCCUGGUUUCAGAACCUGAAUUCUGCGCCUAAACAUGAACAAUGAGUCUAGACUCGAAUUCUAGACCUGGACUCUGAACCUGGAUUUGAACUCAGACUCGGGAUUUUGCACCUCAGUUUCUUUUGGAGCCCAUAGAAGAAACGACUUCCACUGAUGAUGCGUUUUCGUAUUUCACGACUCACAUUUUUGUCAGUCGUUAAUAAGGAUCCGAGGUAAGCAAACUCCUUCACUACCUCGCAGAUACCUCCGAAUGUCAUUUCGCCGAUUUCUGCAAUUGCCUUAGUAUUAUAAAUGGAAUUGAUUUAAAAUGAACACAAAUGAAUGAUAAUACGUUAACGUCCGUUUUGUUGACCUACAAUUGUACUUCUUGAAUAAAGAUUGAUUCAUGAACCUCAGAACGGAGUUCUCAAGGAAACUUGUUGACAAUUAGCCACUAGAAGAAACCCAGUUUUGGGUUGACCGGACAAACUUGGCGGUUACAGGUUUGUAUGCAAGAGACCGCCUCUUCCGACGAAACGGCUUUCGACGAAACGGCUUUCGGUAAAAUGUCCCGCUUACCUGUGAUGAUGCCUUUCUCAUGAGAUUUGUAUUCUCAGCAAUAAUACUGUAUUAUUCUUGAAAAAACUGCUCAUUGAUUAAAUUGAUUUCAAAAUAGUUUCAAGCCAAAAUAAGUUGAUUUUUUUUACAGUUUCAAUUUUAAACACACUUCUCCCUGUAUUAUUGGAUCGGCUUUAUUAUUGGAUCCAGUUUAGUACUGACGAGAGAGUUGUGGUCGAUCAUUCAAUUCUAGCUAGCAUUGCUUAUUUUGUUGUGCUUCACUGGUCACCUUUAAAUAAACAAAUAAAUCAUAUUUGCAACUCGACAGUUUUGUUAGACAGGUGGCAUAACACGCUGAAAGAGAAUUCUCUCCGGAACGAGCAAAUUUCACUUAAACUAUGAACACGAAUUCUAUCGAAGUCCAAUUUGGUGCAACCUCAAAACUACUUGAUACAGAUUUGUUCCGUUUAUUUUUUCCCUACUAGGUUGUGCAAAACUCGUUGGCGUCCAACAACGAGGGUUAAUUAAGGGUAAAAGAAUUAAAAUAAUCGCCUGUUCAACGUGGCACUUCGAAGCAUUUCGUUUUGUAAGAAAAAAAAGGAUAAAAAAAACCUUUAAAAAACUCAUUGGAAAUAUCGAACACAAAAAUAAAGUAACUUAUUCUGAUUAUAUAUCGAUAAAUAUACCAAAUACUAAUUUUAUACAUUUAUUAUAAAUUAUGCCACAAUCGUGAAGCACAUAAAGAUUGAAAACGAACAAAAAAAAAACGUUUACAUUUCGUUAACAGUACUAAUAUCAUGAAAAUAAUUUAAGUUAAUUUAAGGUAUGAUAGGAUUUCCGUUAGAAAACAAAACCGUUGAAAGCAAAACGACACAACCGCGUAAUGUUAUGCUUUUCGGACGGUUUCGUGGGGAAAACGUUAUUCCUAAAUUGUAGUAGUGAAACUAUUGAACAACCUUCGGGUAAGUUUGGGAUCUACUGAUUUCCACCGAUCACUGUUCGAAAAGUUAAACAUUUCACCGAAACAACAACAAAAAAAUACUAUCAAAAACACGUCCAACUAAACCUCAAGUAGUUUUUUCAAACCAUCUAAUCUCUACACUUUAUUGUGCAAGAAUGAAAAAAUUGAAACGUUUAGAUCGCAGCCAAGGCUUGCUGCUUAUCCACUCAUCCAGUGUUGCCAUACUAGAGAGACGAAGUUGAUUAUAGAGAGAGAAAAAAAAUCAACUGCAAACUGAUUUCUGUUGCGUUAGGAGUUAAUGGUUCGCAAUCUCAAAAUAAACGAAAAAAAAUAAGUCUGGAAGAUGAAACCUGUCCCAAGGAAUGAAAUUCAACAAUUUAUAUACAAAGAAACAUUUAGAAAAUGUGCAAGCACUUACAUCAUAGUCGACUUCAUAGCCUACUACUACUAUCUAUCAUCAUAUUCACAUGCGUGCGUUCGGAACAUAUUUUUUUUAUCAAUAUGUGCGCUAUUCACUCACAGUGCAUCAAUUGAGAAUGAAAUGAGUUAUUCCAGUUUCAGGAAAACACAGAACAAAACGCAGAGUUGUGCAACAAUCUUAUUCGAUAGUUGGUAUAUAUAUUCUUCAUUCCCCCCAUCCCGCCCCCCUAUCCGGUACUGAUGUAAUGUUAAAUUUAAGCCACGAAUUCACACAUACACUGAAACACGUAUAUUCAUUCAAACGAAGGCAAAACUCACAUACUUAAUCCCAUUUUGCAUAACGCUAUAACUAAACAAUAACAGUUUUUGUUUUGUUCAAAUUGUUGGAACAAACGAACCCAACCCGUAUAUAUUUUGUAAUAUAUACGCAUUGAACUGAGUACAGUUUACUUUGUACAUAUAUACUAUGUAAAAUGACAGAAAAUAUUGAACAAAGCAAGUAUUCUCAAA